Schistocerca nitens (vagrant locust) is the source of this 1661-nucleotide messenger RNA. Its product is annotated as M-phase phosphoprotein 8-like. Lineage: Eukaryota; Metazoa; Arthropoda; Insecta; Orthoptera; Acrididae. Gene Ontology annotation, biological process: negative regulation of transcription by RNA polymerase II; chromatin organization. Gene Ontology annotation, cellular component: pericentric heterochromatin. The coding region runs from base 121 to 1194 and encodes 357 amino acids. The record is from RefSeq and is a predicted model, not a curated record. Gene Ontology annotation, molecular function: chromatin binding. The transcript is spliced from 7 exons.
UAUUGGUGUCACGUGAUCUGUGUUCUGAGGAGUUGUUUGGCGUGUGUUGAGUUUGUGUUUGGAGUUUCGGUUUAGAGAGGUGAACAAUAGUUUUUGUUUGUAGGCAAUUGUUUUAAUACGAUGCGGAGGGCGGCAGCAGUGAGAGCAAGACAACGCAAACUUAGGGAAGAAAAUGCUAAUCAAGAGGCAGAAUCUGUAACUACGACAGAAGAUAGUACUCCCAAAGCGGCAACAAAUACAAAAGGCGGGAGGAACCGAAAGGCAGGCGUUAGUAAACAAAAGGAAACGGAUACAGAAAGCGAGAGCCAGAGCGUCGAACAUAAAGAAGGGCAGUCGGCGGAUGGUGAUUCCUCAGAAGAACAAUAUGAGGUGGAAAAGAUUGUAGACAUGAAAGUGAUCAGGGGAGUGAGAAAGUACAGAAUUCGCUGGAAAGGAUAUGAUUCAGGCAGUGACACAUGGGAGAUUGCAGACAAUUUAAAUUGUCCAAAUGCUGUGAAAGAGUAUUUAGAUCAGAACUCGAGAAGUGAAGAGAUUUCUGUUACCAGUGGAAGGAAACGUGCCAGCAAAGUGGAUGUGGUUUCUGAAGAAGCAGUCACUAACAACACACAGAACACUGAAAAUGAUACUUCUGCAAAGGAUGAAGAAGAAAAUAUGGUUUGCACCCCUAUUCCUCCAGCAAAGAAAAGAAAAUCAUCCAAGGUAGCAAAAGUACCAAAAAAUGAUGAUGAAACUGCAGACGAUGAAAAUGAGGAGGAAGAAAGUGAAGAAAAGGUUGUUGAGGAGCCCACUGUCAAAGAAGAGAGUGUGAAGACUGGCAGAACAAAAGCUAAAGGAAAGAAAGAAGGAACAGUCAGCAGUGAAGAAACUGAAAAUGGUGUUAAUCCUGACGAAACUUCAUAUGAGGUGGAGAAGAUAAUGGAAGUGCACCACAAAAGAAAUGGAAAAAAAGAGUAUUUGAUCCACUGGCGAGGAUACCCACACUCUCAAGAUACUUGGGAACCAGAAGAGAACUUGGAUUGUGAGGAACUAAUACGGGAAUUUGAAGAAAGAGUAAACAAGGCUAAGAACCUCAACGUGCGUGAAUUGAGAACUGAUCCAGCGCACACAAAUAGAUACGCCGAAGAACAGUCUGCCAAAAGGCAGAGUAAGCGGGGGAAAGGCAAGAAGAGGACAACAUAUUAUGAUACUGAAUAAACUGCAGAAAGAAACAAAAAAUGGUGCAUGUGUGAUAUUAGUCACAUGCCAUGGCUGUCAGAAUGGUGUUAAAACCUUUUUAUAUCUUCUUUUAAUGCAGUUUAGUAGUAUUUGAUUUUGUGUGCAGUUUUAUAGAAAUGACCAAUUUUUAAAGUUGUACAAUCAGACUGUGUUCAUUAAUUGUGAAAUUUUAAUAAUAAUCUCUUAGACUAUUAUUAUUAAUGCAUAUUUCAAAGAUUUCAGAAGUACACGGCCAUAAGUUGCAAUAUAGUAGGGCACUAUAUCCUAAGAUAAAUAAGUUACUAUAACUGUGACGAUAGUUUGGUUUGAAAUAUUUACUUCAUGAGACACAUAAAUCAAAUAGUUCUACUAUAUUAUUAUUAAUAUUUAAGUUACUGUGCAUGUAAAACAAGUCAUGUACUUCGUCAUUAUAUUAUAAACAUAAAUUAAAUUUGUAGAAAAGACUA